AUGUCGAACAUUAUAAGGACUGUCUACGACUUUCUCACAAGUCCUUGUGCAUCACCAGAGGGAUAUAAGUACCUGCCAUUCCAUGGAGCUCUAUGGCCAGUUAUAGUUGUUGAUGCUAUAUUUCUGCUUUACGUCUUUCGAAUCGGACCAUGGCUGAUGCGCAAACGUAAUCCGUACGAUCUAAGGCGCGUACUUUUGGUCUACAAUGUAUUUCAAAUAGUUUUCAACUCUAUCAUGAUCAUACUGAGCAUUCUCUUAGUGUCAAUAUACAUCAAUCGGCCAGGUGGAAUUGGUUGCAUCGAACGACUGCCGUAUGAUCACCCGCAGAAAGGUUUCGAAAUAUUUUGUGGACUCUUAUAUCUUGGCAAUAAGUUCCUCGAUUAUCUGGAAACUGUAUUUUUCGUAUUGCGCAAGAGCUACAAACAAAUUACACUUCUGCAUGUCUACCAUCACAUAAUGAUGACCUCCUUCGUAUUCCUUUAUAUUCGGGGGCCCGGUUCAGGCGGUCAUGCGUCCACGGUGGCCAUGAUCAACACUUUCGUUCACUCAGUAAUGUACGUUUAUUAUUUGUUGAGCUCAAUUCAUCCGGAUAUGAAGAAAUCGUUGUGGUGGAAAAAGUACAUCACUCAAAUUCAACUAAUACAAUUUAUUAUCGAUUUUAUCCAUCAAAUUUGGCCGCUGGUGGUGGUGCCAGAUUGUCCGGUACCUAAGGCAUGGUGUUUGGGUACUUUGACGCAAGCCACAAUUAUGAUUAUUUUGUUUACCAAUUUCUAUAUUAAAACUUAUAUAAGAAAACCAAAGCCUAAAACUAUCGCUAAAAAGAAGUUAUAAUAACUAACGGAGUUCAAUGUAAAUUUAAGGUUAGAAAUAUGCAUUUGCUAUUAUGCACAUUAUUUUAUAAAAAAUUUUGUGAUAUCUCAACUGAUCCAAAACGAUCUAUACAUAUGUAUGUAUAAAAUAUUAUAGAUAUUGGUUGUUUCCUUAAUAAAAAAAUAUGAAUAUUUU
Rhagoletis pomonella (apple maggot) is the source of this 1005-nucleotide messenger RNA. RefSeq names its product elongation of very long chain fatty acids protein F-like. Gene Ontology annotation, cellular component: endoplasmic reticulum membrane. NCBI's taxonomy places the organism in Eukaryota, Metazoa, Arthropoda, Insecta, Diptera, Tephritidae. The record is from RefSeq and is a predicted model, not a curated record. Gene Ontology annotation, biological process: sphingolipid biosynthetic process; fatty acid elongation, saturated fatty acid; very long-chain fatty acid biosynthetic process. Bases 1 to 831 code for a protein of 276 amino acids. Gene Ontology annotation, molecular function: fatty acid elongase activity. The transcript is spliced from 3 exons.